AGGUAGAUAGCGCCGGUGCGGCCGUCCGCCAUUUUGUUUCCAUUCUCUAAAGCCAAAGAUUACGUCAAGCAAGCAAGACACUCAUGGAUUGAUUUCAUUUUUCAUUCGCGUUUAGUAAUUUGAGUAAAUUACCUUCUUGCUGUCGUGUUAGUUAAAAUAUGGACAAAUUAGUUGUGCGUGAUGUGAUAGCUUUUUUAAUGUGCGAUAAUCAACUGCAGCGCUGUGUUAUCUUCGAUAACUAAUGUGCAGUUGAAGAUAGUGCUUGGUAUGGUGAGAGCAGGGACUGCGGUCGCCAGCCAACAUGUCAAAAGAAAUAGCGGAGGAGUACGCGUCGAGUUUGGCGGACCUGACCGUCAACAGCAAGCCCCUGAUCAACAUGCUUACAAUUCUCGCUGAAGAGAACAUCGAGCAUGCUGGGGUUAUCGUUGAGACCGUGGAGAAGCAUUUGGAGAAGGUACAGCCAGAGAUCAAGCUGCCCGUUCUGUAUUUAGUUGAUUCCAUUAUCAAGAACGUCGGCCGAGCGUACACACAGAAAUUCUCUCAAAGCAUUGUCAACAUGUUUACACGGACAUUUAAACAGGUGGACGAAAAAGUGAGGUCACAGAUGUUCAAACUCCGCGAAACAUGGAACGAUGUGUUCCCCGCCACAAAGUUGUACCAGUUGGAUGUGAAAGUGAACUUGAUCGACCCAGCAUGGCCGAUCCAGGCGCAGCCGCAGCAGCUAAACAUCCAUGUAAAUCCAAAUUUUCUGAAAAAGCCCGUCGCUACAACCAGCGCCGCUCCGACAGAAGAUGAGGAGAAGAUGCGCACGAUAGUCGCGAAGAAGGAACAGGAGCUGCUCAUGCUCCAGCGGAAGAAGAUAGAGAUGGAACUGGAGCAGGCUAGGAGGCAGCUGGAGAUCACGGAGAAGACCACUAAAGUGGGCGCAGAAGCCCCGCCGGUGGCGCCGUCUAUCCCUCGCGCCCUCGUCAACCCGGUGGUGGCGCCCGUGAUGCCCGGCGCGGAGGCCGCUCCUGUGCCCGUCAAGCAGAGACUGGGGCCGCCGGUCAACAAACAAUCUCGCAUCGCACCCGUCAGCGGAGCCCUGGCGGCCGCGCGCCGCGACCCGCGCCUGCAGCGCAGCCGCGACCCGCGCGCGCCGCCCGCGCCCCCCGCCGCCCCGCCGCCGCUACCACAACCGCAACCCAUCGCGCCCAACGUCUUCGACAUCAAACCGCUUGAACGCGUCCACAAACGCAAGAACGUCAUAACUAUCGACGUCCAACCAGAAAUGCAACCCGUCAUCCCGAUCCGGCCGCGAGACCCGAGACGCAGGGAUCCGCGCCUCGAGAAACGCGACAGGACCAAACCGCGCAAGGACGAGCGCAAGCGCGAGGAAACUAGACGCGUCGAAAUAGAGAACAAGGAGGUGACGAGACCCGACCCCGGCCCCGAAUUCAUUAUCAAAAUACCCGAUGUUAAAAAAAUUAGCAAACUCCCGCCGAUACCCAAAAUUAGUAAAACCGACGACUCCAACAAAGAAUCGCCUAAAAAAAGAAAAGAUGAGCGCGAAAAGAAAGACGUGCGUGUUGAGAAAAAACCUCGGCGGGAGGGCAGCAGUAGUGGGAAGGAUUCGUCUAACAGUUCCUCGCCCGAGAAGCGUCCUAAGAAUAAGGAUAAGAAGAGAAAAGAGAAAGUGAGACAAGAAGACGAGAAACCCGGUGAGGGUGAAGUGGUCGCGUUCAAAGAACUGAAGAACUACCACAAGGAACACUACAUGAGGAGGAACAAGGAGAAGUCUGAGAGCCCAGAGAAAGUCACGGAUACGGAGGACGUACCCAAAACUGAGUCAUCAAAUGUGACAGAAGUGGCUGAGAAGAAAGACGUUGAUCUUAGGAUCUUACCUUCAGUGCAGGUGAAACCUGCGACUGUUAGUCAUAAGAGGCCGUCAACUGAACUGCUAGAAGGGAAAGCGAAGAAGAAUAAACACGACAAAUUUGAUAUCCUCUUCGGAAAUGAAGACGUGGAUCUCCGCCAACUGCCCCAAGUGGAGGAAGUCACCGCCCCGCCUCCGCCCACCAUCAAAGACUCCCCAAAAACUGAGGAGAAGAUGGAUGAGGAUGAACCGGACGCGUCAUCUGCUGGAAUGUCACGUCGCGGGACCAAGGUUACCAAAGAGGAGGACGUUGACCUCAGACAAUUACCUCAAGUAGAAGAACCCACAACUUCCAAAGCUGUGGAGUCUCCCAAACAACCACAAUCUGAGAAUGAAACGGAGGAUGUGGAAACAACAGAGAUGGCGCCUAAUAAGGAUUGGCACGAGGUCAAAGAGAAGUGUGAUGACGUGAAGAAGGCCCCCUCUAAGUUGGACCUGGUGCGAGCCAAACUUGCAGAGGCGACGAAAGUCAAGGACGGAUUGGGAAGACCGCUUUUGUUCAGCAAAUCUCCAAGCGUUGAAAAGGAAAGACGCCGCACCCUUAGCUCCGAAGACAUGGACCUCAGAAUGGACAAUCCCGAGGACUUCGACGCUGAAGACAACAAGAAGACGAUAUCCAUAAUAAUGAACCAAGCCAAGGAGCAGUACACCGAUGGCCAUCUAGACAAGAACCAAUACAACGCCCUGAUGUACCAAGUCUUGCAGCUCAAUGAAAAAUUGAAACUAAAAGAGGCGAAGCAAAGAGAAUCUCUAGAACAGUCCAAAAGAAAACUAAAAGCGACCAUAGACAAUAAUAAAACUGCCAGCCCUGAGUCUUCUCCAAACGAAAGGAAUAAUUUCGGUGAUAUUGACGAGAGAAUCACACCGGUAAUAUACUUAGACACCCCUCCAGAUAGCCAACAAGAGUAUUUGAAAGACUCCGAUAUGAGAAUGUCUCGCCCCAUGGACUACGAUGGCAAUAGACAAGGGAUGGUCCCCAUGCCACCAAGGAUGCCUCCGUUCAGGCCUUUCAAUGCUGAGAGACAUCCGGUUUGGAGAGGAAACAGGCAGAGAAUGGAAGAGUUUGCACCAAGAAGGUUCAGAGGACCCAACCCAGCAUACUUCAGGGGAAACCGAGCUAGACCACCUUUUGAACCACCAAGGCCUUUACUCCCACCUCUGCCUACACCGCAGAUGGGGAUGUGUCAAUCUGAAUCGCCCUUGGUGCCCUACGAACGGAGCGCCACACCUCCGCCUCUAGGCGCCCCUGGGAUCGUUAUACCGCCAACUGAUUACAGAAUCUUAGAGUACAUUGACCAAGAUCCGGUCAAAACUAUACAGAUCGAUGGAAUACCGAGAGAGAUCAGGUUUUACGGGGAAACCGCUGUUAUAAUGAUGGAUUGGGACGAUCCAAGGGAGCUGAAAUUCUUGCCCGGGAGCCGUAGAGUCACGUUCGAUAACAAGGACUCGGUAGUUCUAUCUUUCAACGAAGGUUACAAGCAAGUGGAGAUUGACGAUCAAGUGUUCGAUAUGAGAUUCGGUGCGCCAACAAGGGAGUUGUACAUAAACGGGAGAUGGUUCGAAUGUUUCUUCGGCGGGCAGCCUCUGGGAGUAAUCAUAGACGGGAAACCCAGAUUGGUGCAUUUAGAGGGGCCGUUGCCUCAAGUGGAUAUUGGCAAGACCAAGCGACAGGACUUGGUGGCGGGCAAAAUCAACCUCAUAGUGAACGCCACACACAUGUGCCCCGUGUAUUUGGACGCCAAAGUGCAGAAGUUCCAGGUGAACAAUCAGUUUUUCACGAUCCGCUUCGUGGAUUCGCUACGGACUGUUCUAAUUAAUGAGCAACCGUUCAAAGUUGAGUUUGGAGAUUUGCCGAAGCCGGUCACUCUUGGCAAUGAGAAGUAUUUUAUCAGAUUCUCGGCUCUGCCGAAGUUCAUCAAGCCAGGUCAUGUCCGGAUCGCCAACAUGGAGGGCUCGUCGUUGUCGCUGCCGCUUCUGGAGAUGCCCGUGCUCGGCUUUGAGAAGAUCCACGACCAGAACUCUAUGGCUGUGGACCAGGACGCCUCGAAACUUCGGAAAACGCCAAGUCCCGAAGGACAAGGUCUCGACAUGCUAGCCAGCGUGAUGCCGUCCAGCAUCGCUCCAGCCUCGGCCUCCGAGUACAGCUCAGCGGAGCCCUUCUUCGCUAAACCGGACAAGAUCCCGGGACUGGAGACCGGGGACGAGAAACCGGAUCCGAUGAACUCGUUGCUCUCUAACAUGAAUGUCAACGAUCUGUUUGCCAAGCUAGUGGCCACUGGGUUGGUGCAAGUGAACCAGAACAAGGAGGAAGCCAAAGUGGAGAUCAAUCCGGAGAAGCCAAAGCCGAAGGAGGACAGGAGUGUUGUGCAUAAAGUGGACCUGUUGAGGCCGGAGACGCUUAAAGUUAAACAACCAGCAUUGGUAGCCAAACUGUACGGCGGAAUGCAAUGCAGCGGCUGCGGCGCCAGAUUCCCGCCAGAACAUACCGUCAGAUACAGCCAGCAUCUGGACUGGCACUUCAGGCAGAACAGAAGGGAGAGGGAUUCCGCUAGAAGGGCACAUUCCAGACAUUGGCACUAUGACCUUUCUGACUGGGUGCAGUAUGAGGAAGUCGAAGAUUUGGAAGAGAGGGAAAAGAGUUGGUUCGAAACGAAUUCGUCUGCGCCCGCGCCGGAGCUGCAGCCGGAGAGCACAGAGCAGGCGCCGAGCGUGGCCGCCGGCGCUCUCGCCGACGCCGCCUGCGCUCUGUGCGGGGACAAGUUCGACCAAUUCUACAACGAGGACAAGGAGGAGUGGCAUCUCAGGAACUCCGUGAGGCACAACGAGCUGAACUACCAUCCGAUGUGCUACGAGGACUAUAAGGCAUCCCAAGCGAAAGAGGAACCAGAGACUGAGGUCAUCGAAGAAAUGCCCAUAGACAAGAUAGACCCGGAAGAUGCCAUAGAGAUAAGAGACACGGAUGAUAUCAACUCCCAGUCGGAUAAUGAGUCUGUGGUCGAGGUCGUUGAACCCCCUGAAGUUAUCCCGGAGGCUGUAGAGAUCGACGAAGGCGACGAGGACGACGUGAUCUACAAGGCGGAGCCGGUGGAGCAGGUUGUCGUAGAAGACGACGCGGACACGGACGACGAGACCGCGCUCUCCAGGGCCGAGAGAGACAGGCAGGCCGCGGAAAUGUUCAUGAACAUCAAGAUUAAACAGGAGCCUAUCGAUCCUGACGACGAGCCAAUAAUCACAGCGGAGGAGGAAGUCCCCAUCACCAUCGCAGACACCACGCGUACCACAGUCACGUCAUCUAUCGACGGAAACGUACAACUCGAGGCUACUCCAAUGCCCUCCGUUCCUCCGGGAGGAGGCAUACGGAUAAACAUUUCAAAAGCACCCACAUUUGCCAAUAAUGUCCCCGAGCCAAUGUUAGAAGACGUCAGUGCAGACGAUGAGCCGCUGCCGCCGGGUGAGGAACCGCAGCUGGAGUAUAAAUUGAAGCCGAGUUUGGAGGGAAUACGCUUCAGUAGGCAGCCGCCGACUCAAAGAGGCGUCGAGAUGUCCGGACUGUGUUCCAUCAUGUGAGGAGUUCUCAGUUCAGCUGUUGGCUUUCAACAAUUUACGUAUUUCUAAGAGUUAAGGCCUAAGGUCUUAUGAAAAGACUGAAAUAUAAUUAUAUAGGAAUUGAACGUGUUUGACACACGUUUUGGAGUUCCCUGAACUUCGACUAGUAAUGAAGACAGUUGUUUUUAACAAUGUGUAACGAAAACCGUCCGAUCUGCGGACACUAUGUUGGGUUUAGAAGCUUGUUUAUGUACUAAACACAGUAGUAGAUUAAGAAUUUGAAAAAAAAAACUGUCGUAACAAAUUGAAUUAAAAAUGAACAAACACAAAACAACCAAAAAUUUCACAAAACAAUUAACUUUUUUUUGUAUGCAGUACCGCCGAGUAAAGACGGCAAUAGUGUACAAAUGAGACGUGCCAAUUCGGCAACUGACAAAAGAAGUUUUGACUUUGACACUUUCUUUUUUCAAAUCUUGGGGAAGUUAACGUAAGUUUUAUAAAAGUUAAUAACUCUAUCAAAAUUUAAUUGCAUUUUUUUUUCAAACUUUGCCACUGCCCUUUUGGGAUCGGACGUGGAGUUGUUACAUUUUGUAUUGGCAGAGAUUUUCUUUUGAAAUUAUCUCGCUUAUUCUUCAGCUCUAGAAAAACUUGUGCAAUGUCUUCAAAGUUAAUUCUAUUUUUUCAAUGUAACAUUGAAUUGUAUGCGUACAGCACAUUAUUGUAUACUAGUUGUAUAUAAUGUAGGUUAAGGCACUGUUUGUGAGUUAGGGAUAUGAAAGUGGUUUUUAAUGCGUUGAAAAUUCUUAAAUUUGCAAUGUUGUGAAUGAACCACUUUAAAGUUUGAAAUGAAGAAAUGGAAAGUUUUUAAGAACUGUUGCUAUAUUUUUAUAUACAUAGAUAGGGAAAACUUAAAAUAUAUAUUGAAAAAAGUGAUUUGGUUGUAUGGUUUAAAAGUACUUUAAUUUUAAUACAAACUAAUGCACGUAUAUCCUGCCUCGGACAUGUAUGUAUAUUCGUUAAUAAUGCUUAUCAAUGCACUUACGGUGAGGAAAAACAUCGUGAGGAAACCUGCACGGUUGCCUCACGAUGAUUGUCCUUACCGUAAGUUUGAGCGUUGCAAAGGUCAAACGGGAGUAGCUUCGUGAAUAAAACCUGACUCACACAAUCCAGAGUCAUGGUCAAGGGCGUACCCCAAGCUCCUCUCAUGAGAUGUAAUCUGUACUAGCGAAAGGAGGCAGAAUGUACGUAUAUUCACAAUUAUUGCUUAUAUUUUAAUAUUUUGUGUAAGGUAUGUGAUUUGUAAAUUUUUGGAAUUAAAUCACUAUUUAUCAAAUUAAUAAAAUUUAUGAGAAAAAAAGGUACUGUUUGAAAAGAGUAAUGAGUAUGUAGCUAAUACGUAGGUAUUACUUUAUUUUUUAUUUCUAAUUUGGCCGUUUCUUCUGUCACAUUUUAUUUUGUAUAUCUCGUGAUAAAUAAGAUUGGGUUUUUUGCUUUUCGGAAUGUUUAAAUCUAUUUCGAUUUAUUUUUUGUUCAGUAUAUAUAUUGGAAAGGUAAUUAUAAUAAAAAAAGAGUAAUUUUGUAAAGAAGAAUGUUAUGUUAUGUAUCAUCACGAAAAAACUAAAAUUAUGUCAAAAAGGAUUCAUCAUUUAAGUUCUUUAACAUCGACAUUUAACUGAACUAAUUAAAUAGUAAUUUCGUAGCAGCGGCUACUUAAAUUAAAUGGUAGUUAACUUUUUUUUAUAUGAAAUGUGAUAUUAAUAUUAAGUUCUUUGAAACAAUGAGUUAGGCUCUAUUGACGGUGUAUAAUAAAAGUGUAAUUAGGUAUUUGUAUAUCAGAUGUAAAUAAUUGUGUUUUCUGUACUAUAUUAGAAUCUCUUGUUUUAGCAUUAUGUUCAACUUAAGACUUAUUCUAUCACAACUCUUACUUGUCUUCAUUAAAAAAUGGCUUCCGAACGGUAGUCAUUUUGUUUUUGAUUUGAAUAAAAGUAACUUCACGGUGUAUGUUAUAUUUUCUUUCUUAGAAUUAAUUAAUAAUUAGUUAAUAUGUAAAUAAAUGUUUACACUGAUGA
Messenger RNA from Amyelois transitella, 7530 nucleotides. RefSeq lists its product as uncharacterized. The record is from RefSeq and is a predicted model, not a curated record. Gene Ontology annotation, cellular component: cytoplasm; mRNA cleavage factor complex. Bases 302 to 5482 code for a protein of 1726 amino acids. Lineage: Eukaryota; Metazoa; Arthropoda; Insecta; Lepidoptera; Pyralidae. Gene Ontology annotation, biological process: termination of RNA polymerase II transcription. The transcript is spliced from 18 exons. Gene Ontology annotation, molecular function: ubiquitin binding; phosphatidylinositol binding; RNA polymerase II complex binding.